Molecule: messenger RNA, 1363 nt
Organism: Porites evermanni
Lineage: Eukaryota; Metazoa; Cnidaria; Anthozoa; Scleractinia; Poritidae
Source: the annotation of a GenBank genome assembly
AUGUGUUGGUUCUGUCCUUUUUCCCUGCUGAGCGAUGUUGCGUCCAAGUUGGGUGAAUCAUGUUGGUAUACCUGCUGCUGCCCAGGUUCAUUGUUGGGUCUUAGAAUCAAGCUGAGGGUGGAGGAAAAUAUUCAGGUAUGAAAGCAGAGGUUUUCACUUCUCAGUCCCGACAGCUCUCUGCUGGGGAGUAGGUUGAAGUUAAAGUACUAUAAGUAAUAUAAUAUAUAGAUUUAGCCAAAGCUAAAAUCGAACCUUUCGUUAAUACACUUAUGAACAAAAAAUAAAAUCGUGUUUAGUAACAAAGGCCAAGUAAUACGGGCAACAUUUUCGCUCAACUUGUCGCGCAACAUUGUUGCAUUGCAAGUUGAUAAGCGUUGUUGCCCGUAUUACCAUCUUCGCUCUCAACCUGUCACGAAAAAAAUUUCAAUUGCAAUGUUGCAAGUUGCAGCAACAUGUUGCGCAGAGUAGACCCGAGUUCUACUUUUUGCAACAAACUCUCAAUUUUUAACUUACCAUGCGUCACAACACUUGUGAUUGGUCGAUUUCCUGCCCCGGGAAGAUGGAAAGUAAACGCGCGCGUUUGACGCGCGGGGGGCAAAUUUAGAGUUCUAGACAGGAAGUAAACAUGGCGGAGGUUGUGGAAGUUGAACAUGUUGAAAGCCAAGAUUGUGAAUUUAUAAGUGAAAAAAAUGUCAGAGGCCCAAAGAAAAGAUUUGUGCGCAUACGGUCACGUGACUACCAAAAAUUCUUGGACGCAUAGAUACCAAAAUUUCCUUACCUAUGGCGCUCUGCUGUUUGUUUGCUCCGACGUUUGUUUGGUGGGGGGUAAAAACUUCCACCCCACCAAAAAAACGUCUCUGAAUUUUCGCAACAGUUGCGGAGAUAUAUCUUCGCUCGCUUGUAAGACUGAUGUAUCACUUUCAAACUUCGGAAGGUUUACUACGUUUAAGAUGCUCUUUUCAGUGGUGUCGACGGGUUUUCCGGAACUGAUGAUGUGUGUCUUAAGUUUAAAAAACCGUGGAAAGGUCUGUUGUAUUCCUUUUCCGACCCGUUCUUCUAAAAAGUUCUAUUUCAAUGGACAAAUUUUUGUUGUAUUUUCGUGGAAACUACCAAAAAUGAAGUUUGGCUACUAUUUUUUUAAUCUUCAUAAAAUAUGCAGGUUAUAUUCUUAUUUCCCAUUUUUAAGAAACCAAUAGUCAACACAACAAUACAGGAAACGUGAUUCAUCCACCUUUUUAAUCAACUGAAUUCAUUCUUUUCGCAUUUGCAGGGCUCCCUUUGUAAUGAUUACUGUGUGGUUAAUUGUUGUGGGCCAUGUGUUCUCUGUCAGUUGGCUCGUGAGCUCAAAUCCUUGCAACGUUGA